CAGUGCGUUAGUAGCGGCGUACUGUUACUACAGCCGGCAGUGAGGCUGUGGGACGUCCUUCUGAGAGGCGCGGAGGGCGGAGGGAUCUACGCCGAGCAGCACGGUCUGUCCCGGUGACGCAGUUGGUUGCUAGGUGUGAAUGAACAGAUGCUUUCUCACAAUUAAGCAGCCCCUCAGUUUACAGGUCGACCACAACAAAGCAACAACUCGUCCUUUUUGCACUGUCCCGGAUACUCCGAGCUAAACAAACAUGGCUCUUUGAACUCGUGAAGUUGUCGGAGCCGAUACAAACAACCCGUGCUUUGCUUAAGCAACGCACCCUCAGUGCUCUACCUUUUCUCUGCAAGAAUGGAGUUUCAUUAUGCUCACCCAGCCCUGCUCUCUGUGGCCCAUCUGUCAGACCCCGCCUGCUAUCAGCAUAUGCUUGGACUUGGACUGAAUCAAAGCGCCAACAGACAAUAUGAUGGCAACAUCAGCUCCUGUUUGGAAGACUCUUCAUGUCUGCCCGGCAGACCCCCUCGCUCUCUCUCACCCACAGGCUAACCACAGCCAAUCACAGGGGUGCAGGGGGGAGGUGUCAGAGGAGAGUCAGCACUUAAUUGGUGAUGGUCUUACUGACUGGAUGACGGAAGAAGUGGAUUUCUCCUCGUACCUCCCAAACCCUCCUUCCCCUCCCUCCUCCACCAAUGCCUCCCUUCCCCCUUCGCCCCUUCACAAUGAUACCCAGGUGCCCUCUGACUUGGAGGUCAUGACCUCUCUGCUGCAAGAGGAACUCGCCCAACUAGAGGACUACUUCCUGUCCGAGCCACUGCAAGAGAAAGGGCCAAGGCUCGGAAAAUGCGACAGGGGUCCACUGCCGGCGGGUCCUCAGCCGUUCAGUCAGCUGCCAUAUGCAUCAUACUCUACAUCCAACCAAUCGGAAUCCAGCCCACUCCUUGUUACCCUGGCAACCGGAGAACUGGACCUGCUGAGUAUCUGUGGCGGGCCCAUUGGGCGAUCCAAAAUUCCAAGACACGCCCCGUACAGCUGCAGUCGCCCCAGUGGGUGUGCUAGGAAAAGAGCUCCGGAUGGUGUGAGGUUCAGUGAAGGCUAUGAUAACAGUCUGUUGAGUUCCAAAGCAAGUAACUCAGGUAACGCAGGGGUGACCCUGACAGGUAACUACGACUGUGUAGAGGACGAGCAGCUGGUAGGGAAGAGCUACUGUCUGGGUAGUGCAGUCGAGGUCAGAAGAUGUGCCGUCCUACCGAAAGACGACAAAAAUUGCUGUUUCAGUCAAGACGCCAUGGGUGGUGCGAAGGUUGUUGGUGGUGGAUUCGGCUUUGGUGGAUCACUUAAUGUCCCACACAAGAAAGAAGAUAUGCUGAUGUAUAGCAUGAGGGAGGUCAGCGGAGGCACUGGUAACAACGAGGUGCUGAAUAGUAUCAAAACAAGUGCGGAGGUGACCAAAGCCAGCGUUUCGUGGAAAACAGAGAGCGGCGAAGGUUGUUAUCUUCCAGCGACACCGCAGUCUGAGGCCUAUCAUAGCUUCUUAAGCAACAUCAACGAACAGGUGAAAUCAGAGGGUCUACAGAUAGCGCAGCAUGAUUUGCACUGUAAUUUCCUGGAGGAUCAGGGCCCAGAGUGUCUUUUAAUGGCUAGGGAGAGUGGGAGCUUGGAGUCUUCAGGGCACAGACAAGCAUGCAGGCUGAAGGAAGACCACUGUGCUUUGAGUUACGAAGAGGACCUCAUUCCAGUCGAAGGCGGCAAGCGCAAACAGAAGAAGAGAGAUCAGAACAAAACCGCCGCUCACAGGUACCGCCAGAGGAAAAGGGCGGAGCUAGAUUCUUUGGAGGAACAGUUGCAUGGCCUUGAAGGGAGGAACCGGGAGCUCCGGGACAAGGCAGAGUCGGUAGAACGUGAAAUCCAGUACGUCAAAGACCUGCUGAUUGAAGUUUACAAGGCCCGCAGCCAAAGGCUCAAGCAGGACACAACAGCAUAACACCAAGCUCCUGCAAGUACAUUUAAAGAGGGCGCAACAGGGAGAUUUUGGCGCUCUUUGUGUCUUUAAGAUUGUGCAGGAUUGAAUGUGUAAUUUUUUUUUAAUGGCGGGUGGGGUAAAUGCAUGCUUUGCUAAUGUGAGUUAUUUUUUACAUUUUAAAUCAACACAAUCCGAUGCUCCCAUAGCUUUCGCACUCUAAUCACUUGAGCCUGCACUGUGGCAUUGCAAUGCUUUAAAUGACAAUCAUUUUUAAUAGAUCUCACACUGCCUGGAUCUACUAAUUGAAAUAUGGUUAUUUCUGAUGAAGUAAUGUUAUUCAUUAUGCAGGUUUAAUAUUAUCAACAGCCUUACAUUUGAAUUGAUGUCAGCAAUAGAACUUAAUGUAUUUUUUUUAUUUUCAAAUUUUAUUUACAAUUACUGUAUCACCCAUUACAAUAGUUGAAGUCGUCAAAAAUGUUGUUGGUGUCUACACAUGAAGGUGCAUCAUUUCAUUUUGAACAUAUCUUUCAAACCAAAUACUUUUCUAAAAUAAUUUCUCGACUCUCUUGAACAGCAAAUGUUAUUUCGGUUCCUAUGAAUAGUGUAUAGCGUAUUAGGAUUGGCUUGAAGAUGUAUCGGCUUUUACAACUGCGGAAAGAACGGCUGAUGUACAGAAGAGCAAGAAACUUUUCUUCAUCAACCGUAGCAAAUAUUUUUAUCAGUUUAAUAUUGUUACAUUUUUUGGGACAAAGCCUUUGAUUGACUUCAGGUUUAACGCAGCCUAAAAUAUUUGGUCGUUAAAAGGAUUUGGAUGUUUGAACAUGUAGUUCCUUUAUACUUUUACUGAAGGUCAAACAUUUCCAUUUUACCCAGCUUUGUUAGAAAAAUGAUUUUGUCCACUGUACUUCAAUUUGUUGUUUAGCCACCUAAUAUUUACAAUACUUUUAAUGCCCAAAUCACCCAUUUCUUUCAGCAGUGACUAAUGUCCAAAUUAUAGAUCCUGUGACCAAGAUAAUUAAAUAAUAAUUUAUACAGUUUUGAAAGUAUACACUGCCAUUGUAUUGUGUUUGUUGCAGUUUGCAAAAUUUUGCAAAUAAUACAAUCUAUUUUGCAGCUCAGGAAAUACAAUUUGUUGUCCAGUCUUACAAAUGCCAGUGGAUGAUUCAUGGCCGGAGACAUCUGUCUUUUAUUUUACAUGGUAAAGAUUUCACUGCUAUUGACAUACAUGUUCUCCUGAUGUAAAAAAAAAAAAAAA
This is a messenger RNA of Anoplopoma fimbria (sablefish), 3212 nucleotides long. It is a transcript of the gene atf5a, whose product is annotated as activating transcription factor 5a. Gene Ontology annotation, molecular function: DNA-binding transcription activator activity, RNA polymerase II-specific; RNA polymerase II transcription regulatory region sequence-specific DNA binding. Bases 461 to 1978 code for a protein of 505 amino acids. Gene Ontology annotation, cellular component: nucleus. The transcript is spliced from 4 exons. Lineage: Eukaryota; Metazoa; Chordata; Actinopteri; Perciformes; Anoplopomatidae. The record is from RefSeq and is a predicted model, not a curated record. Gene Ontology annotation, biological process: regulation of transcription by RNA polymerase II.